Messenger RNA from Penicillium verhagenii, 870 nucleotides. Its product is annotated as SDR family NAD(P)-dependent oxidoreductase. Gene Ontology annotation, molecular function: oxidoreductase activity, acting on the CH-OH group of donors, NAD or NADP as acceptor. The transcript has a single exon. Lineage: Eukaryota; Fungi; Ascomycota; Eurotiomycetes; Eurotiales; Aspergillaceae. The record is from RefSeq and is a predicted model, not a curated record. Bases 1 to 870 code for a protein of 289 amino acids.
AUGACCACCCUCCCCAACCUCCCAGCUCGCGCCCGCGAGCUAGACCUCGUCAACAAAGUCGCCGUAAUCAGCGGCGCAUCCCGCGGCAUCGGGCGAGCAAUCGCCUUCAAUCUCGCAUCACGAGGCUGUUCCAUUCUCGGCACCUGCACCAGCGACAAAGGCAUCGAUUCGAUCUCAUCAACCCUCAACAACGAAGUAACAAACCUAGCCUUCAAAUCUACAUCUCGAAGCAAACCCGAAACCCUCCAGAUCAAAGGCCUAGUCGCCGACAUAUUCUCUUCCAGCUGUGCCAGCACGAUCGCCGACGAAAUCAACACAAGCUUCAACGGGCGCGUGGACAUAUUCAUCAACUGCGCCUGCGAUCCUAUACCCGGUGUAAUUGGUGAGAUGGACGCGACCGAAAUCCAGCAUAGUCUUCUCGGCAACAUACAGACACCGGUGCUGAUAGUUGAAGAGUUUGUUCGGCGGAAGUACUUCCAGAAAAAUAGUCGGAUCAUUUACAUUUCAUCUAUUCGGUCCCGUUUACCGUGGAGUGGACAAUUGAUUUAUGGGGCUGGUAAGUCGGCUGGUGAGUCGCUUUGUAGGACUUGGGCUCAGGCUUUUGGUGGGAAGGAGGAGAGGUAUGCUUUUAUGGAGGGAACUACGGCGAAUGCUGUUUCGGUGGGCUUGACGGAGACAGAGGCCGUGGUUAAUUGUGGACCUGAGGCUGUAGAGCAGUUUCAGAAUGAGUUCUUUCCUACACAGUGUAUACCACGGCUUGGGCAACCGGAUGAUGUCGCGGAUGUGGUUGGGUUGUUGAGUGGUGCGGAUGCGAGAUGGAUUACGGGCUCGGUCAUUAGUGCUAGUGGAGGUUGUGUUAAGGUUGGUUGA